AUGCUCUCGGUCUCCCAACUGAUUGUCUCUGAGCCAGAUCGCAGUCCGUCGUAUCCUGCCCUGCCCGGCCUGCAUCCCAAGCGCACUCACCACUCGCCCCAGCGGCCGUGCCAUUCACCCUACUUUCCGAGGCGGGCCUCGGCCCCGGCCAUCGAGUCGGCUGGCAGCCAGCGCACCUUGUUCCCGUACAACAGCCCUCCCCGGUCAAAGUACUCGCCUCCGCCGUGUUCCUCGCCUGUGAUGGGCCCCUCCCAGCUGAUACCCGAGCACCCGAGCUGCUAUUCAGCCCACGCCAGCGGGUCCGCCUACCUCGCUUAUCCCGGCAGCUACUCGGCCGGCCAGCGCCGCAACUCCCAAGUCUCGACGCUGUCGUCGGCAUCGUCCCACAGCGGCUACGGCUUCGUCUCGCCCACGGCCUCGUUGUUCUCGUCUCGUCCACUCGCUCCAGCCCUGGGCCCGGCCUCGUCUCCGACUGAGCACUUCCACUUCCACCAUUACGGCACCACCCCGCCGGAUCAACAGUUCUACGUGCUGGAGCCCUCGCAUCCGUCCAUCUCCAUGGCUGCCGAGCGGCCGUUCCUUUGCCGCGAGUGCGGUCUGCGCUUCCUGCGGCUGCACGAUCUGAAACGGCACGAGAAGCUCCACGGCGGCGUCAAGGCCUUCAUCUGCCCAAGCUGCAAGAAAGGGUUUUCACGGCGAGAUGCGCUCAAGAGGCAUACCGAAAUGUCGGAUAACGUCAAGCGAUUCCGCUGUGUGCCCAAAUCCGAUUCGUCGCCGCCACCCACAUCGCCAACCCCAAGCGAAAGCCCGAUCGAGAGCCCAACAGCGCUGACCCAGAGCGAAAUCGAAGCCACCCAAUGA
Messenger RNA from Polychytrium aggregatum, 861 nucleotides. RefSeq lists its product as uncharacterized. The record is from RefSeq and is a predicted model, not a curated record. Bases 1 to 861 code for a protein of 286 amino acids. Gene Ontology annotation, molecular function: DNA-binding transcription factor activity, RNA polymerase II-specific; RNA polymerase II cis-regulatory region sequence-specific DNA binding. Lineage: Eukaryota; Fungi; Chytridiomycota; Chytridiomycetes; Polychytriales. The transcript is spliced from 3 exons. Gene Ontology annotation, biological process: regulation of transcription by RNA polymerase II.